AUGGAUGCUGUUUGUCAGGUCGUGUCUGUCGGGCGCUCGCUCUCGGAUGAGCGACAGGUAGAAGCUGAGCACGAGGAGCUGGACUGGGAUAGUUUCACCACAUCCAUCCCAAUCCAUCAGUCCUCAGACUCUGCAGUGAGGAAGCUCUCUGAAGAUCUCACCCAGAAGAACGAGCUGGUUCACAAACUGCAGAAAGAAAAGGAGCACCUGGUGGAGUUGAGCCAGCAGGCCGUCGAGGACUUACAGUGCGAGGAGGAGAAGGUGAACCUCCUGACCAAAGAGAAAGCCAAGCUGAAGCUGCAGGCAGAGGAUCUGGAGUAUCUGUUGGAGCAGGAGAGGAAACAGAGGACGGAUUUGGAGAAGAGCAGGCGUAGGCUGGAGGGAGACGGUAGGAACACUAUGGACAACCAGACAGAGAUGGGCAAGAUGAGGGCCAGUCUGGAGGAGCUGAUCAGGAGGAAAGAUGUGGAGAUAAGCAGCACCAGCAGCCGGCUGGAGGCCGAGGAGGCGCUGAACACAGGCCUGCAGAGGAAGAAUAAGGAGCUCCAGGUCCGCAUUGAGGAGCUGGAGGAAGAGCUGGAGGCUGAGAGAGCCUUACGGGCAAAGGUGGAGAAGCAGCGCGCUGAUUUGAGCCGUGAACUGGAUGAUCUGACAGACAAACUGGAGGAAGCAGGAGGAGCCACGGCCUCUCAGAUGGAGAUGAAUAAGAAGCGCGAGCUGGAGCUGCAGCGUCUCCGGCGGGAGCUGGAGGAGUCGUCGGUGCAGGCGGAGGCGGUGGCCGCAGCACUGAGGAAGCGUCACAGUGAUGCUCUGUCGGAGCUGGGAGAACAGUGCGAGAGCCUGCAGAGAACCAGAGCCAAGCUGGAGAAAGAGAAACAGAGUCUGAGGCUGGAGGUGGACGAUCUGGCGGCUUCGCUGGACACGCUGCAGAAAGCCAAGGCAUCGACUGACACUCAGAUGAGAAAACUAGAGGAGCUGCUCUGUGACGCCAACACUAGGAAUGAAGACCUGCAGAAAACUGUGAACGAGGUUACAGCAGCCAAGAACAGACUCACAGCUGAAAACAAUGAGCUGACGAGGCAGAUGGAGGAGAUGGAGAACAAGGGCAGCCACCUGAGCCGAUCGAAAGCCCUGCUGAUAUCCCAACAUGAGGAACUCAAGAAACAGUUUGAUGAGGAGGUCAAGGCCAAAGCGCUGCUGGGCAGCAGUCUGUCUGCGCUGCGGCAGGAGUGUGACACGAUGAAGGAGCAGCUGGAGGAGGAGCAGGAGAGCAAACAGGAGCUGCAGCGCCUCGUCUCCAAACUCAACAGUGACGUCACGCACUGGAGGAGCCGCCAUGAGGCUGAUGCCAUCCAGCACAGCGACGAGCUGGAAGAAGCCAAGAAGAAGCUGUUGGCUCGUCUGCAGGAGGCCGAGGAGGCGGCGGAGGCCACACAGGCCAAGUGCUCCAGUCUGGACAAAACCAAGCAGAGACUGCAGGGAGAGGUGGAGGAGCUGUGUGUGGAUCUGGAGAAGGCGAACAAUGUGGCUGCAGUGCUGGAUAAGAAGCAGCGGAUGCUGGACAAGCAGCUGAGUGACUGGAGGCAGAAGUGUGAGGAGCUGCUGUCGGAGGUGGAGAGCUGUCAGAAGGAGAGCAGACAACACGCCGCAGAGCUCUUCAAGCUCAAAACCACCUAUGAGGAGUCCGUGGAGCAGAGCGAGGCUCUCCGCAGGGAAAACAAGGCCUUACAGGAGGAGAUCGCGGAUCUUACCGACCAGCUGUCAGAUGGAGGGAAGAGCGUCCAUGAGCUUCAGAAAAUGAAGAAGAAAAUCGAGAUGGAGAAAGAAGAGCUGCAGGCAUCGCUGGAGGAGUCAGAGGCGGCAUUAGAGGCCGAGGAGACGAAGGUUCUGCGUCUUCAGCUGGAAGUGUCUCAGGCUAAAGCAGACAUGGAGCGCAGACUGCAGGAGAAAGAAGAGGAGUUUGAGGCCACCAGGAAGAGCCACCAGAGAGCGCUGGAGUCUCUGCAGGCCAGUCUGGAUGUGGAGGUGAAGGCGCGCACGGAGGCGGCCCGGCUCAAGAAGAAGAUGGAGAGUGAUGUGAAUGAGCUGGAGGUGCAGGUGGACCAGCUGAACAAGAACAACGCAGAGCUGAUGAAGAGCGUGAAGAAGCUGCAGCAGCAGAUCAAGGAGCUCCAGGCUCAGCUGGAGGAGGAGGCGCGCAUGCAGGAGGAGCUGAGGGAGGAGCAGAUGCUGCUGGAGCGCCGCUGCACUCUGCUGGUCACCGAGGGCGAGGAGAGCCGUGCUGCGCUGGAGGCGACCGAGAGGGUGCGCAAGAGCCUGGAGACGGAGCUGCACGAGACAGCAGAGAAAUACAACACACUCGACAGCCAGUUCCAGAGUGUGUCCAGCGGGAAGCGGAAGCUGGAAGUGGAUGUUCAGCAGCUGAUGCAGGAGCACGAGGAGCUGCAGACUGAACUCAGAUCAGCCAACGACAAGGCCAAGAAAUCUGCAUGUGAGACGGCGCGUGUGCUGGAGGAGCUGCGUGUGGAGCAGGAGCACAUAAUGCAUCUGGAGCGCGUCAAGAAGAGCCUGGAGCUCCAGAUGAAGGACAUGAGCGGCAGACUGGAGGAAGCUGAGCAGAUGGCCAUGAAGGGAGGGAAGAAGAUCAUUCAGAAGCUGGAGGGGCGGGUGAAGGAGCUGGAGCUGGAGCUGGACAGCGAGCAGAAGAGACACGCUGAGACGGUGAAGAGCCUGCGUAAGAACGAGCGGCGUCUGAAGGAGCUGCUCUUCCAGUCCGAGGAGGACCAGAAGAACCAGCACCGCAUGCAGGAGCUGGUGGAGAGACUCCAGAUGAAGAUGAAAGCCUACAAGAGACAAGUGGAGGAAGCGGAGGAGCAGGCGAAUGUGAAUCUGGCCAAGUACAGGAAGACAGUUCAUGAGCUGGACGACGCAGAAGAGCGGGCCGACAUCGCCGAGUCUGCGCUAACCAAGAUCAGGACCAAGAACAGAGGCAGCUUCGGCAAAGGCUACUCAUCAGGUUACAGCACUCCCUAUCCCGGCCUGGUGAGGUCGCCCAGCUCUGUGGGGUCAGAGGGCAGAGGUGAGAAGGUCACUGAUGACGACGAGUCCAUCAGCUCUCUCAUUCCCACGUACUUGAAUUCAAUCAAGAAACUCAUGAUCGAUUAGAAUCAGAGAUUUUUCAGUCUUCUGCAUUCCUCAUUUUUGUCUUAAAAAAUAACUGUAAACAUAUAAAUCUUUUGAUUACAACAAGUAUCUAUCUUCAGUAUUAUAUUUGGUAUCAUCAGCAUGACUUUACUAUCAAGAAACGAAAA
Messenger RNA from Sinocyclocheilus rhinocerous, 3311 nucleotides. Its product is annotated as myosin-16. Gene Ontology annotation, cellular component: myosin II complex; myosin filament; cytoplasm. The coding region runs from base 1 to 3165 and encodes 1054 amino acids. Gene Ontology annotation, molecular function: actin filament binding; microfilament motor activity. The record is from RefSeq and is a predicted model, not a curated record. Lineage: Eukaryota; Metazoa; Chordata; Actinopteri; Cypriniformes; Cyprinidae. The transcript has 22 exons.